AAAGUGAUCACAUGACUGUACGGUAACCUACAUGUAAACGCUUCGCAUCCGGACUCCUGACUCCUUCAAAGUGAGGCUGUUUGUCGAAGGUCGGUUCUUUCGUACCAGCAGUACCUGUAGUCGAGAUUCACCAUGGCCUCUGCACUGACUUGCACACCUUUUACUUCGUGUUUACUUGUUUUUACGUUACUAUUUGCUAGUGUGUUUUGCGACGCUGAAGCAGAAGAUGAACAUGCCAAGCACACAUACACUGUAGAGAUGUUCAACGAAGCGGUGCCCACAGCACCCCACUUUGUCAUGUUUUACGCCCCAUGGUGUGGCCACUGCCAGAGACUGCAGCCUGCAUGGAACGAACUGGCAGACAAAUACAACAGCAUGGAUGAGCCGCCUGCAUACGUGGUGAAAGUAGACUGCGUCCAGGACACGAAGUUCUGUUCCAGCGAGCACGGCGUUAGAGGAUAUCCCACACUGAAGUUGUUUAAGCCAGACCAAGAAGCAGUGAAGUACCAGGGACCCAGAGAUCUGCAGUCUUUGGAGACGUGGAUGCUGAAGACACUCCAGGACGCGCCUUCAGAACCAGAGAGCGAACAAGAACCGCCUAAAGCUCCAGAGCCCAAACAGGGCAUGUAUGAGCUGACCGCAACAAACCUUAAGGAGCACAUAUCCAAAGGUGCCCAUUUCAUUAAGUUCUUUGCACCCUGGUGUGGCCACUGUAAAGCCAUGGCACCAACCUGGGAGCAGCUGGCCUCCACCUUCGAGCACGCCGACGAUGUCAAGAUAGGAAAGGUGGACUGCACGCAGCACUACGAGGUUUGCUCUGAGAAUGGUGUCAGAGGAUACCCAACACUACUGUUCUUCCACAGUGGACAAAAGACAGAACAGUACAAAGGGAAGAGAGAUCUGGACUCUUUCAAAGAGUUUGUGGACAACCAGCUGAAAGCUGCACUCAGUGCAGAGCAGAAGGAGGAACCAGCUGAUGAUCAAAAGUCAAAUGAGAUUCCAACCGAUGAGCCAAAAGAGGAAGAAAAGUCCGAGGUGUUGGUCCUGACUGAGAGCAGCUUUGAUGAGACGGUAGCAAAGGGCUUCACCUUUGUCAAAUUCUACGCUCCAUGGUGUGGCCACUGCAAGAAUCUCGCUCCGACUUGGGAUGAUCUUUCCAAGAAGGAUUUUCCCGGUCUCACUGACGUCAAGAUUGCCAAAGUGGACUGCACUGUUGAGCGCACACUCUGCAACAAGUACUCUGUGCGAGGUUACCCCACGUUGAUCAUCUUCAGAGCUGGGGAGCAGGGGGACGAGCAUCAUGGGGGCCGGGACCUGGAGAGUCUGCACAGCUUUGUGAUGAGGCAGGCGAGGGACGAGCUGUAGGGACGGACACCUCUCCGCCUGGGAUCUCCUUUUAUUUGGCCAGGAGAACAUUCUCUGUCCUACAGCAGCCAAAUCUGAUUUCCUUCAGGAAGGUGUUGAGCCAGUGACAAACUGAUGUCAUCAUCUGGGUCUCUAUUGUUUUACAGACAGAAUUAUUUAGAAUGUAUUUUAUUUUUAUAAAUCACCCAAACUAAAAUCUUGUCAAGAUUGUAAGAUGCUGGUUGGGCCUGUUGACCUCUGCAAGCACCGCUCCAUUGAUAACCAAAGCCUCCAAUCACAAUUGUACCCACAUGCUCAUUAAAGACAUGGUUCAAGUUUGUUGUAAGAAAGUUGUUUUCUGAGUUCUGUGGCUGUUUUUCUUAGUCAUUUUAAAUUGUAAGUCAUUAUUGUUGUGACUCAAAGCUGUAAAUAUGAUGAGGUUGAGGGGUUAUCUUGAUGGUACUUCAUAUGCAUCUGCUGAAAGCCCAUCUGACUCAACUCUCAGGGAAACAACCAAGUGGAUCAGAAAGAAUUAUGGACGCAAGAUUGAGGUUAAUGUAAUAAUUUGACCCAUGAAUGAUGAACAGAUUUUGUUUCACUUCACUGAAUAGAAAAUAUUUGGUAAUAAUUGCCUUCACUUUGUGAGACAUUUAACUUUCUUCUUGGUUUUUAUGUUAUCUUAAAGUGGACCAUGUAAGUAUUGUUUAGUUUUCCUUUAAAAAAGCAAAUCCAAAUCCAGUUUUCUUAUUUGGAUUCACUUUUUCAAAGUGGCCCAUGAUUUAAAACUGCGAAUGUUUUAAUCAAGUGAAGUGGAUCACAGAUGGCUGCUCAGGGUCAGGAGGUCCAUCUAUGUUCAUACCUUUUUAUCACUGAUUAUUUUAUAGGUUAAAGCAGCUGCAUCUAUGGCUCAGUAUCCUUCAAAUUUCCUGGUACCAACAGGAAUUGCUGUAUUAGGUGAAUCUUCUAUAAGCACCUGACUGGUGGUCUGGUUAAAAACUAAAGCUAAACUUGCACCAACAUCAUUCUUUGUUUUCAGUAAACUGUUCCUACAUGCUGCAGAAAUUAGUUGCAUCCAUAACCAAGGUUUUUUUUUUUUUUUUUUAUGGAUCAGGGAAAUGAACCAGAAUGUGUGAACUCCAUCUGCCAGCCUGUGUCAACGUAUAUGUUCUUGACCCUUAUGUGAAAAAUGUGCUGAGUGAUGCAGGACAGCUUUUAUUGUCCAACCCAGGUACAGAAAUGGGCAGUUUUUUUAUGAAAACACAUGGCCUAAAGGAGCCCAGUGACAGAAGUAUAUAUUUUUUCUUUUCAUGGGGCCAUGGGUUGUGCUCCACCCAAAAGGUUUUGUAAAAAAAAAAAAAAGUAAAUUGUAACAUACGAUUUCAUAAUAAAUUUUGCAAAAAUA
Messenger RNA from Girardinichthys multiradiatus, 2746 nucleotides. RefSeq names its product thioredoxin domain containing 5 (gene txndc5). The record is from RefSeq and is a predicted model, not a curated record. Gene Ontology annotation, biological process: protein folding. Gene Ontology annotation, molecular function: protein disulfide isomerase activity. The transcript has 10 exons. Gene Ontology annotation, cellular component: endoplasmic reticulum. NCBI's taxonomy places the organism in Eukaryota, Metazoa, Chordata, Actinopteri, Cyprinodontiformes, Goodeidae. The coding region runs from base 133 to 1365 and encodes 410 amino acids.